This is a messenger RNA of Aedes albopictus (Asian tiger mosquito), 1778 nucleotides long. RefSeq lists its product as uncharacterized. The transcript has 3 exons. The record is from RefSeq and is a predicted model, not a curated record. Bases 334 to 1617 code for a protein of 427 amino acids. Lineage: Eukaryota; Metazoa; Arthropoda; Insecta; Diptera; Culicidae.
GUUGCCAAUCUCUUCUAGAACUGAAACUGGAAGCACCGCACCGCCGCGAGCGCGACUGUUUCCAUCACCAUCAUUCAUCAUCCGGGCCUCAUCUCUCAACUCAAUAGUCACCCGGUGGUCCAACCGUGCGGAUCGUCGUUAUUCUGUGUUGUUUUGUGUAUUUCGCGUAAUUCGCGUCGUCAAGUGAUUCCCGAAACGAGAAGAGUUAUUCGAAAAAAAAAAACCUUAAACGAUCGAGUCGCGAAUUUCGUGCGUGCCACAGUGCUGAAUUACAGAAUAGCGGAAGAGCACAUCAGUUCUGCCUGUUUUGUGUGUUGAUUUUGUCCGGUCGCCAUGUGCCUCGAAGGAAAAGAAGACGCCCCGGUCAGCCUACCGAAGGAGUCCUACCAGCAGAUACUCGAGGAAAUAGUCCGCACCGAGUUGGACACGGAUGACUACACCAUCGAGCUGAGUGCCGGCUCCAACAAAGGCGACAACUACAUGGGGGUGGUCUUCCGAGCGCAGGCCGAGUGUCGCCGCACCGGCAAGAAACUCUCCGUCAUUGCCAAACUGCCCCCGCAGAGCGAAGCCCGGCGGAAUCAGUUCUUCACCCGGCCCAGCUUCGAGCGGGAGAUCAGCUUCUACACGGAAAUCUACCCGAUGAUGGCGGAUUUCCAGCGAGAGAAGGGAAUCAACCUGGAGGAUGGGACGGAAGCGUUCAACCAGAUUCCACACUGCUACCGGACCAGCUUGGUGGACCUGGAGGAAGUGAUCAUGAUGGGAGACCUGAAAGCGGCCGGCUUCGACAUGUUCGACCGGCAUCAGGAACAGAAGUACGAACACUUCGAGUUGGUCAUGCGGACGCUGGGGCGGUUCCACGCGUUGUCGUUCGCCCUGAAGGAUCAACAUCCGGAGCGGAUCGAGAAGUUCAAGGGAAUGGUGGAACUGUUCACGACACGGGAAGACGACGGCCAGAUGGACCAAUGGUUUUCGAUGUUGACCACCCGGAUGAUGGACGCACUGGAUCGGGAGAAGGAUCCCGAGGUAUACGAGAAGGUGCAGAAGGCGAUAGAGGGUAAAUUUAUGGACAAGGUCAAGGAGCAGACUAAGGGAGAGCUGGCGGAACCGUACGCGGUCAUCUGCCAUGGCGAUUGCUGGAACAACAAUAUGCUGUUUAAGCAUGAGAACGGCAUUCCCGUGGACAUCCGGUUACUGGACUGGCAGAUCGCCCGGUACGCAUCCCCCGUGCUAGACUUGAUGUACUUCCUGUUCACUGCGUCGACCAAACGACUCCGAGACCAACACUACGAAACCCUCCUGAACGUGUACCACCAAAGUCUGUCGGACUUCCUGCGCCGGCUAGGAUCCGAUCCGGAAAAGCUAUUUCCCCGCACAGCCUUGGACGAACAGCUGCGGCAGUUCGGACGGUUCGGACUGCUGAUGGCUGUAAUGCUACUUCCGAUCAUUACCACCAAAAGCGAAGACGUUCCAGAUUUGGAGGAGAUGGCCGAGAAGAUGGAAAGCGGAGCGGAUUUGUCUGCCGAGGUGGACAACUUCCGGUCGGAAUCGACGGAGGACAUCUACAAGGAGAAGAUCGUCGGUUGUUGUCAGGAUAUGGUCCGACUGGGGUACAUUUAGGGUUUAUUGACGUUCGACGAAAAUUGUUUUACAGUAUUUCUGUGUAAGUAUCAUUGUCCGGGGAGACCAAAAAUCCUAGAUGUAGCUUAAAACAGGGUCCAAUUCUAGCAUUUUAUGCCUAAGACACAACUACCAGUUACGAAUAAAUAAUCAAAACACGA